This is a messenger RNA of Aspergillus terreus NIH2624, 837 nucleotides long. RefSeq names its product class I SAM-dependent methyltransferase. The transcript is spliced from 5 exons. Bases 1 to 837 code for a protein of 278 amino acids. NCBI's taxonomy places the organism in Eukaryota, Fungi, Ascomycota, Eurotiomycetes, Eurotiales, Aspergillaceae. The record is from RefSeq and is a predicted model, not a curated record.
AUGACUGAAACCGACAACUACCCAUUGGGUCGCAACAUAUUCCACUCAGUCCGUUUGGACGCCCAGCAUUUACUCUGGAGGCUUCACACAGGCUACCUACUCCACCCUCGUGUUCCUGUCAGGGAUAACAUGAAGAUCGCAGAGCUUGGAACCGGAACAGGAGUCUGGCUCUUGGAGGCAGAAAAACACCUCCCCCCGACAACUCAGCUGCAUGGAUUCGACAUCUCUGAUGAGCAAUUUCCUCAGAAAGAGCAGUGCCCGCCUAACGUUAGAUUCGAUAUAAUGGAUUCCUUUGUCGAUCCACCGGCCUCUCGUAUUGGUCAGUAUGAUGUGGUUCAUCUUCGCAUGUGGGCGAGCAACUUCCGAGACAAGGAUCUGGCCCCCAUCCUACGCCAUAUAAUGGAGCUAUUAAAGCCCGGUGGGUUUGUCCAGUGGGAAGAGGCAGACUUAACCCAUCAGGUGGUGGUGGGCGGAAAAGCCAAACAAUUCGAGGCGGGCGUGAACAAACUGUUCAAUCGGGUUGGGCUUGAUUACAGCUGGGUGCAAAGUCUUCCCCACCGAGUGAAGCAGGCAGGCUUCCUUCUCAUCGAGUUCGAAAGACAGCAGUUCGCGAACAACACGAAGGACUUAUGCACCAAUACAUAUCUUCUGGCACUCCAAGAGAUCCUCCAGGGGAUCCGGCAAUCUUCUUCGGAGGAGGAAGGGCCGACAAUUAUGGAGCUUGAAUCUGCUCUUCAUCAUCUAUGCUCUGCGGAAAGAAAGGAAAUAGUCUACAACUGGUCUCCUACUACGCUCUUGGGUCAAAAACCAUCCGAAGAUUAUGGUUUCCGUGUCUGA